AUGCCCGUCACGCCGCCGUACAUCGUCAUCGCGGCGACGUUCUUCUACGCGCUCAUCUUCACGAUCGGCGUCGUCGGCAACUCGCUCGUCUGCUUCGUCGUGUCGCGCAACAAGGACAUGAAGAACUCGACCAACUUCUUCCUCGUCAACCUCAGCAUCGCAGACAUGGCCGUCAUCGUCAUCUGCAUGCCCAGCUCGAUGGCGGACAUCUACUCGAAGGAGGUCUGGUAUUUCGGCUACGUCAUGUGUAAGAUCGUGCCGUUCCUGGAGAACACGGUCGCCGCCGGCUCCGUCUUCACGAUCCUCGCCAUCAGCCUCGAACGCUGGUACGCCAUCCGCUGGCCGCUGAAGGCGCAGUACACGUGCACGCGCAUGCGGACGCUCAAGGCGAUCGCCGUCAUCUGGGUGGCGGCGUCGUCGCUGUGCGUACCCUUCGCGCUCGUGACGGACUACAGUGACACGGAGUACGCCGACGGCAGCACGGUGAAGACGUGCGUGACUUCAUUCCAGCGCAACUGGGAGCGCGGCUACUUCAUCUUCGUCUGGUGCCUCUGCCUGCCGUUCCCUCUGGCGGCGCUCAUCGUGCUCUACUCGAUGAUCAGCCGAACGCUGAUGAGCGACGGCGCGGUCGUCGGCACGAAGAACGACCCCUGCUCGGAGUUCAAUCACCGCGCGCGCCGCCAGGUGGUGCUCAUGCUCUUCGCCGUCGUCAUCUGCUUCUUCCUGUGCCUGCUGCCGUUCCGCGUCGUCUCGCUGUGGCUCGUCUACGCGUCGCCGGCCGACAUCAAGGCGAUUGGGCUCGAGACGUAUCUCAACAUCAUGUGCUUCGUGCGCGUCAUGUUCUUUCUGAACAGCAGCAUCAAUCCGAUCGUCUACAACGUCAUGUCGACGAAAUUUCGCAAGGCGUUCGCCUUCGUGCUGCGCUCGUCGCUGCGCUGCCGACGCGCUCCGCCGAGAAGCGGCGCGCGCACGUGGCAGUUCAACAGUAGCUGCGGCGGCAACAACAGCAGCAUGCGCAGCACGGUGAUGCGAUACCCAACAGCGCAGACGUUCACCAACCACCACUACGCAUAUAGUGCCAAGCUGAAUUUGUUCCGUAACGAAAUCAUUGCGUGGGAGGUCAUGCAGCAGAGCGGGCAAGCUACGCUGUAA
Priapulus caudatus is the source of this 1152-nucleotide messenger RNA. RefSeq names its product growth hormone secretagogue receptor type 1-like. Lineage: Eukaryota; Metazoa; Priapulida; Priapulimorpha; Priapulimorphida; Priapulidae. Gene Ontology annotation, biological process: G protein-coupled receptor signaling pathway. Gene Ontology annotation, cellular component: plasma membrane. The transcript is spliced from 3 exons. Bases 1 to 1152 code for a protein of 383 amino acids. Gene Ontology annotation, molecular function: G protein-coupled receptor activity. The record is from RefSeq and is a predicted model, not a curated record.